UACUAGCAACAAAUAUGUCGCUGUGUUAGUGUUAUAUGUAUGUCGACUUUUACAGGUUAUUUUAAUCAUAAUAGAUUCUUCCAUGCAAGGAAUGUGGAAUUAUAAGAUACAUGUUGCUUUAUACAUAAUUUAAUGUAAAUAUUACAUAUUUAGCUGGUAUUUUGACCAGAAAACAGGAUGUUGAACCAAGCUGCUGUGGAAGCUCUGUAUUCAGCUACAUAUGUAGAGAAUUAUCUUGAUUGCGUUGAAAAUCUCCCUGAUGAUUUACAGAGGCACCUCUCUCGAAUGAGAGAGUUAGAUGUCACAUACCAAGCGUUUUUAAAGGAGGUAGAGCAACAGCAGGAGUCAUCUCGACGUGACUCAGACUUGGCCACAAAGCGACGCAUUUUGCUCCGUAUCCAGCAGUCUCUGAUAGCUGCACAGGAAGUGGGAGAUGAAAAGCUUCAAAUAGUACAGACAAUUCAGGAUCUGAUUGAGAACAAAGCCCGGCAGCUUGAGCUUGACUACAGGAACUUAGACUUCACCAAGGACCAGGAGAAUACAGAGCCAAACCGGGAGAAUCACCACCAUCACCACCAUGGCUUGGGGAACUCUAGUGGUGGUGGCGGAAGUGGGUCUGGAGGCGGCGAGCGGCAGUCUAAACGUGCCCGCCGCACACGGACUGAACAGCUGACAACAGGCACAGAUGCUGGCAACACUGCAGAGCUGCUGUCUCAACCGGAUGCUACAGGCAACAGAGGGGUCAGCGGUUCGGGAGCCACAUCAGGGGGCACCGGCAUAGGAGGCAGCGGCAGUAGCGAGCGUAAGAAGGGUGGCAACACAGGUAAGAAAAAGAAGCGCAAGGCUCGGCAGUCACAGCAGCAACACGUGCAACAGCAGCAGCAGCAGCGGGAUGAGUCACCACCCCAUGAGGAUGAACUUGCUAUCGACCCUGAUGAACCCACAUACUGCCUCUGCGACCAGAUAUCGUAUGGCGAAAUGAUACUGUGUGACAACGAUCUCUGCCCCAUAGAAUGGUUCCACUUCUCAUGUGUAGCUCUCGCCACUAAACCAAAGGGCAAGUGGUACUGUCCUAAGUGUCGAGGUGACCGUCCCAACGUCAUGAAGCCCAAGGCACAGUUUCUUAAAGAACUUGAGAGGUACAACAAGGAGAAGGAAGAGAAGUCAUAAGCAGGCAUCUCUGUCUGAUGUAUCAUAUGUCUUGCGUCUCUUUUAUCUAUCUUCGUUCAUAUUUAGCACAGCUAUCUUAGAAAUCAGAUUUUAAUAAUUUAUGUAUGAAUACCCCACAUUGGGGUUCCUGACGUUUAAGUGUAUGUUUUAAACAUAUCUAAGACAGUAACAUUGGCAUUAUAGAUAUAUAAUUUUCUUGCAGUGCAACCUGACUCAGUGUGGAAUGUUGAUCCUUCCUCUGAGUGCCUGUUGAUGAAUUUUAAUAAAGUUCCUUUAUCUUUCCA
This is a messenger RNA of Cryptotermes secundus, 1454 nucleotides long. Its product is annotated as inhibitor of growth protein 1. Gene Ontology annotation, biological process: positive regulation of DNA-templated transcription. The record is from RefSeq and is a predicted model, not a curated record. Bases 178 to 1170 code for a protein of 330 amino acids. The transcript has 3 exons. Gene Ontology annotation, cellular component: nucleus. NCBI's taxonomy places the organism in Eukaryota, Metazoa, Arthropoda, Insecta, Blattodea, Kalotermitidae.